Penicillium roqueforti is the source of this 234-nucleotide messenger RNA. RefSeq lists its product as uncharacterized. The transcript has 4 exons. Lineage: Eukaryota; Fungi; Ascomycota; Eurotiomycetes; Eurotiales; Aspergillaceae. Bases 1 to 234 code for a protein of 77 amino acids. The record is from RefSeq and is a predicted model, not a curated record.
AUGAACAAGCACAACUUGAUAUACGCGUUGGCACGACACUUCAGUUCAUUUUGGGAUCGGAGCGAAUUCUGGAAUGCAUUAAUGAAUGAUGUGAGCGCGGAGAUAGUUGUGCUGCCGCUUUCAUUGAGUGGAAUCUCACCGUCGAACGCGAACGGGAAUCGUGAGUGGUUCUGUGGAACUAUAUAUACGGAAUCGAGAUGGCAUGCCGGUGAACCGCCAAAGAAAUCUCCCUAA